CAGACCAGUCGUGCAAGAGGGCUGCGUUAAUGUGCGGUUCAGUUGGUUUAAAGCACGCGAACGGUAAACAAUAACAGCAGCUAGGGGUGGUAGUAGUCUUCUAAUUGAUUGAGCUUUGGGUGUGAAAUUUGAACCUGGUGCUAUUGCGCUCCACACAAAAAUGGCUCUUAACUUGGACGAAUGUUACGAACAUGUUCUCGGAUUGGUGGAAACUGCUGGAAGCCUAAUCGCUGCCAGAAACUCCCAGCGGAAACGCGUGGUAGAAAAGUCGAGCAAUAUCGAUCUGCUGACCGAAACCGACCAACAAGUGGAGCGCAUGCUGAUGGAAGGAAUCACGGCGAACUAUCCUGACCAUAAGUUUAUCGGCGAGGAAGAAACGAGCGAAGGGAAGAAGGCCGAACUGACCGAUGCACCUACCUGGAUUAUCGAUCCCGUGGACGGAACGAUGAACUUUGUGCACAGUUUUCCACAUUCGUGCAUUUCCAUCGCACUGCUGGUGGAGAAGGUGGCGGAAAUUGCCAUCAUUUACAAUCCGAUCGUUGGCCAGAAAUUUACGGCCCGCCGUGACAAGGGUGCAUUUUUGAACGGCAACCCAAUCCGUGUGUCCGGCGAAACGGCGUUCGAACGGGCCCUUGCAACAACGGAAUUUGGAACAUCCCGGGAAGAGGAAAAAACACGCGUUGUCCUAGAGAACAUUGGAAAGCUUGUGCGACAGAUUCAUGGAUUGCGUAGUCUUGGUUCGGCGGCACUCAACAUGGCUAUGGUGGCACUCGGUGGGGCAGACUUUAAUUACGAGUUUGGCAUUCACGCCUGGGACAUUGCGGCGGGAGAUUUGCUGGUGCGGGAAGCGGGAGGCGUCUGUUUGGAUCCUGCCGGUGGUCCACUGGAUCUUAUGUCCCGUCGGGUGCUGUGUGCCAGUACGCAAGAACUUGCCGACAAGGUGGUGCUCGCAUUGACACAGUUCUAUCCCGAACCGAGGGAUUAGAAAAGUGAAUCAUCGGUUUGUACUUCCAUCCCUUAAAAAAUACCAAUUGUUACCGUACUUACUGUCAAGAAUAGUACAACGUGCUAAUAUCAUUAUAUUAUCCAAACCGUGUCAAGAGUGGUAAAUAAAUGUUG
Messenger RNA from Anopheles moucheti, 1119 nucleotides. RefSeq names its product inositol monophosphatase 1. Gene Ontology annotation, biological process: inositol metabolic process; phosphatidylinositol phosphate biosynthetic process; signal transduction. Gene Ontology annotation, molecular function: inositol monophosphate 1-phosphatase activity. The transcript has 4 exons. Bases 161 to 985 code for a protein of 274 amino acids. The record is from RefSeq and is a predicted model, not a curated record. NCBI's taxonomy places the organism in Eukaryota, Metazoa, Arthropoda, Insecta, Diptera, Culicidae.